AUGUCGUGGAAACUCACCAAAAAGUUGAAGGAAACCCACCUUGCUCCUUUGACCAACACCUUUACCCGGUCUUCGUCCACAUCUACCAUCAAGGGCAAUGAACCAAAUGAAGACACUGCGCAGACUCCGACCGUCACGUCUCCUAAUCCCGACGGAAUUAGCGCCUCCGAGUCGCUCGUCUCCCCGCCGGUGGCCCCCGUGAAGCCGGGUAUUCUCAUCGUUACCCUCCACGAAGGACAGGGUUUCUCUCUAUCACCCCAUUACCAACAGAUUUUCAAUCAACAUUUCCAAAAUAGCAAUGGCUACGGCCGACCCAAUUCCUCGUCAUCUCAUUCCGCGCAGGGACAGGCGGGUUCGUUUAUCCGCCACUCUCGUCCGCAGUCGACCAGCGCAGGGAUAAACGCCGCUCCAAGCAUUCACGGUCGCUAUUCCACCAAAUACCUUCCUUACGCUCUUCUUGAUUUCGAAAAGAACCAAGUUUUUGUCGACGCUGUUUCGGGAUCGCCUGAAAACCCCCUCUGGGCCGGUGACAAUACUGCUUUUAAAUUUGAUGUCUCCCGUAAAACCGAAUUGACCGUUCAGUUUUAUCUGCGGAACCCUGCGGCUCGCCAGGGUGCCGGUCGAAGCGAAGACAUCUUCCUUGGUGCCGUCAAGGUGCAUCCUCGUUUCGAGGAGGCCCAGCCCUACGUAGAGGACCCCAAACUGAGCAAAAAGGACAAUCAGAAGGCGGCGGCCAACCAUGCCAGUCAGGAGCGUGGUAGGGGUCAGCUUGGUGCUGAAUGGCUGGAUCUCCAGUUCGGUACAGGCUCGAUCAAGGUUGGUGUCUCGUUUGUUGAGAACAAACAGCAGAGUUUGAAACUGGAGGAUUUCGAUUUGAUGAAGGUCGUGGGUAAGGGCAGUUUUGGCAAGGUCAUGCAGGUCAUGAAGAAGGACACUGGUCGAAUCUACGCCCUCAAGACCAUUCGCAAAGCCCAUAUCAUCUCCCGAUCGGAAGUCACCCACACUCUUGCUGAAAGGUCUGUGCUUGCGCAGAUAAACAACCCAUUCAUUGUGCCCUUGAAAUUCUCCUUCCAAUCACCGGAGAAGUUGUACUUUGUUCUGGCGUUCGUCAACGGUGGUGAGCUGUUCCAUCAUCUUCAACGAGAACAGCGUUUCGAUAUCAACCGCGCACGUUUCUACACCGCAGAGCUGCUCUGUGCUCUAGAAUGUUUGCACGGAUUCAAGGUUAUUUAUCGUGAUCUCAAGCCCGAGAAUAUCCUUCUCGAUUACAGCGGACACAUUGCUCUUUGCGAUUUUGGUCUUUGCAAGUUGGACAUGAAGGAUGAGGAUAGAACGAACACCUUCUGUGGAACCCCCGAGUAUCUUGCUCCGGAACUCCUCGUUGGUAACGGCUACACCAAGACUGUCGACUGGUGGACGCUGGGUGUCCUCCUCUAUGAAAUGUUGACUGGUCUGCCGCCCUUUUACGACGAAAACACAAAUACGAUGUACAGAAAGAUCCUACAGGAGCCUCUCUCAUUCCCUGGUCCUGAAGUGGUUCCUCCUGCUGCUCGGGAUCUGCUCACUCGGCUUCUCGACCGCAAUCCCCAGAACCGUCUAGGUGCAAAUGGUGCUGCGGAAAUCAAGUCUCACCACUUUUUCGCCAACAUCGACUGGCGCAAGCUGCUGCAGAGGAAGUACGAGCCAAGCUUCCGCCCCAAUGUGGUUGAUGCCCGUGAUACCGCCAACUUUGACCGCGAGUUCACCCAAGAAGCCCCGCAAGACUCCUAUGUCGAUGGCCCCGUUCUUUCUCAGACUAUGCAGCAACAAUUCGAAGGCUGGUCUUACAACCGCCCGGUUGCCGGUCUCGGUGACGCCGGUGGCAGCGUCAAGGACCCGUCAUUCGGAAGCAUCCCAGAGUGA
Aspergillus ruber CBS 135680 is the source of this 1902-nucleotide messenger RNA. Its product is annotated as serine/threonine-protein kinase. The record is from RefSeq and is a predicted model, not a curated record. Gene Ontology annotation, molecular function: ATP binding; protein serine/threonine kinase activity. Bases 1 to 1902 code for a protein of 633 amino acids. Gene Ontology annotation, biological process: protein phosphorylation. The transcript has 6 exons. NCBI's taxonomy places the organism in Eukaryota, Fungi, Ascomycota, Eurotiomycetes, Eurotiales, Aspergillaceae.